Messenger RNA from Peronospora belbahrii, 264 nucleotides. The record is from the annotation of a GenBank genome assembly. Lineage: Eukaryota; Oomycota; Peronosporomycetes; Peronosporales; Peronosporaceae.
AUGGGAUUAUUAGACGGACUGAUCACGGGCUUUGCACGCAAAAGUAAAUUUGGACGCUCGCACUCAUUGCGUCCACUAACAAGUAAGCGUGCAAACCGUCGCUUCUAUAAAGGAAACGGUUGUCGCAAUGAAGGAACGCAUGCCAAGCGCGGUCGGUACAUUGUGGACGAGGACAAACUUUUGCAGCUCGAGGUGCCUGAUCUCACGGGUUUUAAGCUCAAGGCGUAUGUGUCACCAUUGACACCCAAUCGCCGUCCGCAAUAA